Messenger RNA from Pimephales promelas (fathead minnow), 2001 nucleotides. NCBI's taxonomy places the organism in Eukaryota, Metazoa, Chordata, Actinopteri, Cypriniformes, Leuciscidae. The record is from RefSeq and is a predicted model, not a curated record.
AUGGACGUCCCAUACAGACAGACAAUGGAUUCUGUUGAAGAUGAAUUCAUGGAUAGUCUCCGUAAGAAAGUAUCUGGUCUGAAGGAGGUCUAUUCCAGUGAGCAAUGUCAAGCCAUGCUGUUUUUCUGCCCCAUUGUUUCUCGUGCUGGAACUGACAUUGACGCUGCAAUGAAGCACCUUGAUCAAUUUCCAUGUUUAUCUGUACCAAUCAUCAUGGUGAUACUCCAUUCUACGUUUGACCCUGAGAGAAUUAUCCCAGACAGCAACAAUGCUAUACAGAGAGAGAACACACUUGCAGUGGACUGUCUGAUUUUUGAUAAUAAAUUACUGAGAUGUCAGAAGAAUGAUAAUGCAAUUGUUCAAACUGCACACCUCUUCAAAUCAAAGAAAGUGACUUCAUAUUACUGCUUGAAUUAUCAUGGAGAUCGAAAGUUAUUUAUAGACCAGAAAGCUACAAAAGUAUCAAGGUGUUACGAAGCUGGAGACGAGAGGAGAUCCAUGUGCAGCUUUAUUUAGAAUCAUCAAACAGGCAGGGGUCAGGAAACAGCAAAACAGGGAUAUCAGAGAGUGAGCGCAGAGAGUCGUCAGGUAACAGGCAGAAGAUCAGGGCAGGCAGCAAACAGGCAGAAGUCAGGAAACAAACCAGGAUCAAAACCAGAGAAACCAGAAACAGGAUAAACACUCAGAAACACUUACAAGCCGUGGCAAUGCAAUACUUCACCAAGAGUCCUUGUAUGAGUGUAGCUUAUAUAGGCAGUCUGAAAUGAGGUGCAGGUGUGUGUGUAAUCAGUCACAGGGAAGAGGCAUUAUGGAAAACGGAGUUCUGGUGGGAGUGAUCAGUUCAGAUGUGGAGUGCCCUCUGGUGAUUCUCUGGGGCACUCCAACUGGUGAUCGUCACACAGGGCUUCCUUGUAUUUUAAUUUAAUUUUUAGCAAAAAACACUUUGUUCUUUCAAAAUGAUGUGAUCUCAUUAAUUCUUUCCUCAUUGUCGUUUUUGUGCUUAUUGGACAUUUUUUAGGUUAACAGCUUUGUUGUUAUUUAAUCCCGUGCUAAUUGACACUGUCUGCCUCUCAUUUAAUGAAGAAUGAAAUUAGCAUUUUGUGAUUUUCAGCAGUAACUGUCAGCUGCUCAAAUUAUCCUAUAAAUGUCAACAACAUAUCACUACAUGUAUAGUAGACAGCAUGAUUAAAUUCAAUUUUGAAUAUAAAUUAUCAGGUAACAGGUUAUAUGAUGAUGCUUAGAAAUGUAAUUCUAUAGGAAGAAGUAGGCUAGUCUAUGCAUGAACUUCACUUUUUAAACAAGUGUUUUGUGAUUGAAUAGUUGAGGCACAAACAGUCAACAGUCAUUUUCAAAUCUGCUAAUGUUGCAUGUCAUUGUUAAAAAAACAGUCUAGCCUACAUAAACAGCUGUUUCUUGCCACUUUUCAUUCAUGUUGUUCUUUAAUUUUUCCUUUUAUUUCUGCUUUACUCAGUGGACUAUUUCAUUUCCUUGUUCUCCCACAUAUCCAUGUACUGUACCCUCAGGACUAAACAAAUUUUCUGUAGAUUUUUAAGUAUCUCAUAUAUUAAUCCUUGUCUUGUUGACUGGCCACUUAAUAAAGCUGUCAGAGAGUCUGUAUAAAUAACUGUAUUUAUUGGCUUAACUUUAAUGCAAAAAUACACUGGUAAGGUUUUUUCUUCUUCUUGCUGUCACAAUCUGUAGCACGCACGACGAGACGGCAUAUGAACUCAGAAAAGUUUUUAUUUGAUCUUCAUAACACUCAAAAACAGAGAGAAACAGGAUAAAUUGCAUGCGAGAACUGACAAGGGACAUAACAGGGAGUUUUAAAGACAAGUCAAACAUAAUGACUGACAGGUGAUAUUUAUAUGUAACCAUAGAAAACAAGGAGAUAAUAAGUAACCAAGGAAACCAAAACUAAAUGGAGCAGAGAAACAGGAACUAAGUGAAACAAAACAGAAUAUUAAAGAAUAUUAUGAUUUAUUUACUUAAUAUAAUACAAAA